UUUAGAUGGGCAUACAAUUUAAUAAUGGAUAAUUCAUCAAGUGAUUCACACAGUUAUUCAAAUUUAUCAUCAAUGUCGACUCCAAUGCAUCCGCAUAAGGCGCAUCGACGUCGUUUUUUUACAAGUAUUGCUAAAUGGUUUUAUACGGAUGCAACUUAUGAAAAUGGAACAAAUUUGGAUGUGGUUGAUUUAGUAAUUGUUUUACAAUCGUUAGGAUUUAAAUUACAACAUUUUGAAAAAAUUGAAAAUAUAAAAAAUGGUGAAUUAAAAGUGCAAAUCUCAUGUGGAGUGUCCGAAUUUGAGGCGAUGCUUACAUUACCGAAUGUUUCGUGCAAAUGUCCGGUGGUUAAUAAUGAUGGUGGCGAAUUUUGGGAAGUGACAGGUUCUGGACCUGCAAGCAUUAAGGGUGGUUCAUCAACAAACGUAGUAAAUGAAGCAGGCAGUUCAUUAUUACCAUCAAUAUCGAAAGCAACAUGUGGUGUUGUACGUGAUGUAAUGGCAUGCUUAUUAAGUUUAGUGCAUUCACCGCCAGAUGUCAAUCAAAACACUGUUGAUGAUCAGAGUAAUAAUAUGGGCACCGCUACAAUGAGUAAUUGUUUAACAGCAAGUGGAUAUCGUUUUGGUAGUAUUACACCCCUUAAUAAUUAUAAUUUGAAUACAUUCUCAACUCGAAGACAUUCUUUAGAAUCAUUGUCGACUGCUGUUAGUUUAUCAUCCGAAUUGAAAGGAUUGGGUGCUGGAGAUCCUGAUCAUACGACAACUAAUCAUAUUGUUCCUCCUAUAAUGGUUAGAUCAUGUAUACUCGAUAAUAAAAUGCAAGCGACACCACCCCAACCAAAACCUUCAGUUGAAAUAACACGAUCAUCGACUCCAUCGAAAUUGUUACGAGAGAAGACAUGGGAUUUAGAUUCACCAAAAUCAAAAUCUCCAAAUAUAAAUCGUACCACAAAAAUACCUUCUCCACGUCCAGCAUCGGCUUCAUCUACGAAAAGUACCAGUCCGAUACCACAGAUUUGUAACGGUAUGAAUACAUUAACGAUACAACAACCACGCAAUUAUAAAGAUGCCGAUAUUGCUGUGCCUUUACGUGAUGCCCGUCGUAAUAUUGAUAAAGUCUUACGAAUUUUAACAAAUUCUAAAACACCACCAUCUAGCGGAAAGAAAAUCCCUGUUUUAAAGAAUUCUCCAAAACGUCCAUCAUCGUAUAAUCCACGUAGCAUAACACCCACUUUACAAAAAUUACCGAAUAAUAAUUCUUUAUCAAAAACAACGGAUUUAUCACUUUUACGAAAACGUAGCGUAACGAAACCGAAUGAAAUUGUGUCACGGUAUAGUAAACCAUCACGUUUAAGUUUAGAUUCGAAUGCACCACGACCGAAUACUGCACCAAAAACUUUACAGCGAGCUGCGAUUAUAGCGAAACGACGUGUUUCACCUGAAACGCGUGGCACUAGUUCAUCUACAUGUAGUUCGACGCAUAGCGGAAGUGUUGGUAACUUAGUCAAUAUUGAAACAUCAUCGAAUAAAUCGAAUUUACGUAAUCCAUUUGGAUUUAUGCCACGAUCACGUACGAAUUCAUCCGCAUCGAGUACUGCAUCUCCAAAUUUACCACGUAAAUAUAAAAUUUAAAAUAAAAUUUUCGCUGCCAUGUAUGUGCAUUUUAAAUAUUGAUCUCAAAAAAAAAAUGAC
Messenger RNA from Chrysoperla carnea, 1689 nucleotides. Its product is annotated as flocculation protein FLO11-like. Lineage: Eukaryota; Metazoa; Arthropoda; Insecta; Neuroptera; Chrysopidae. The transcript has 4 exons. The coding region runs from base 25 to 1629 and encodes 534 amino acids. The record is from RefSeq and is a predicted model, not a curated record.